GACGCCGCGGUCGCGCCCAGCAGGAGUUCUGGGAAGCUCGGCGCCCAGCGCGGACCCUUCUCUCGCGGCCUCGCCUGGCGGCGCCAUGCUUACCUCGCGGGUCCUCUCAGCUCCGACGGCCCCCGGAGGUCGGGAGCGUGAGUACUGAAAGGGCACCGCCUAGCUUCUCACCUGACGGUGAACUAGAGGUGCUUGUAGCUUAAAUGCUAACACAGAAAUGGAGAUAUUAAGCUCAUCUUCUACCAUCUCUGAGCAGCAGCUGCAGAGUCAACAGAGAGUGAGCAACACUAAAACAGACCUUACCAAACAGAGUCUCAUCUCAUCCAAGGAAUGGCUUCAACUUCAUGGGCUUAAGAGCAACAGAUUGACCUUGAAACAGAUUUUGUCACAAAUUGGAUUCCCGCACUGUGAAGAUUAUGUCACUUCUCUGGGGAGACUUGUGGCUUCCAGGUAUGCUGAUGGCCUAUUCCCACAGUUCUACACAGUGGAGGAUGGCAGAAUAUACAAUUUGACAGCUAACUCAGGACUGAUCAGUCAGUUUGUGCAACAAUUGACCCAAGCUGUAGAGCGCUACAAGCAACGAAUGGACUGGCUCACCAGCCGAAGCAGGCAGAUUUUUGGUGUCAUAUUGGAGCAGUGUAUCUCCAUAGUGCUGGAUUUGGGUGGCAUGCUGCAGGAGGAGCUUCCUCUGUGCCAAGAUGCUCUAAUAAUGGUCCUCCAGGAACAGGUGGCUCACAUAUCCAAGUUCAAUAUCAUAUGGGUUUCAGAAGAGCCUGUGAAAUGGCGGGAAAAUGCUGUUCCUGUGACAGGACACUCUAUUGCUGCUGCAAUCAGUUGGGUUGAAAAACUAACUUUUGAGCUGGUGGUGAGACAGACUUGCCGCUUGGAUGCCCUGCUGGAAGCUGGGAAAGACAGAUCUAUUGAAUCCAUUUACUACUUUGUGGUGGGGGACAUUCCUGAGGAAUCCAAGGAGCUUCUUUUUCAGAGGGCUUUGGAGAUCCCAUGUCCUGUCUGUACAGUUUCCUUCAAUGCCAGAGGAGAAGGCACUAUAGCUUUCUUAAAGGAUAUGAGUACCAAGACCCACAGCAGAUUCCAUGCAUUUGCAGAGAGAACACAGUAUAUGGAAUUUCCUGCAUUUCCCAUGAAGGAUGAUGACAGCAUCAUUACUUGGAAUUCAAGGAGAUUGAAAGGAAAACUCCCUCCAGGAGCCGGGGUGAGAGAGGAUGUAUAUCUCAUUUGGAAGGAGAUGGUGGAAGCCUGCAGCUCUCUGGCUCAGAUCCAGAAGCUGGUGACUCAGGUUCCUAGUUCCAGCAUGACCACACAGGACAGCGAAUUUGGAGCAACCUCUGUUGAGAAGGAAUCAGCUCCAGAGGACAUCUGGGACUCUACGAAGUGGCUACAGAAAUUUGGCUUGAAAGCUCAAAAGCUAUCAUUUUAUGAUGUCCUUGCUGACUGUUCCUUCCGCCACGCUGAUGGAGUUGUGGAUAUAAAAGCCAAGCCAUAUGAUGAGUCCGUGCAGACCAGUGCGGAGACCAAUAAGAAAACAGUCCAUGCAAAAUAUUGCAGCAAAUUUAUCAAUGCUCCCUGGAAGGAUGGGAGCUUGGUCCAUGUCUGCAUUACCAAGGAGAAGUACACAUGGUACAGUGAGAGAAUUCAUGCAGUCCUGGCCCAGAUCCAGAAGCGGAUUAAAUGGUUACAGGAUGGGAGUCCAGUCCUCUUUGGAAAAGUAUGUAAUGAUUGUAUCUACAUACUCAUUGAUACAUCUCACUCAAUGAAGGGCAAACUGGAUUUGGUAAAGGACAAGAUCAUCCAGUUUAUACAGGAACAGCUGAAAUAUAUAAGGAAAUUCAAUUUUGUACAGUUUGAUGCAAAAGCAGUUGCUUGGAGGGAAAAGCUUGUUGAAGUUAAUGAAGAUAAUUUGAAACAGGCUGAGUCAUGGAUUAGAAAUAUUAAGAUUGGAAGUUCCACAAACACCCUGAAUGCCCUGCAGAUUGCUUUUGCUGAUAAAGAGACACAGACAAUCUACCUUUUGACGGAUGGGAGACCUGAUCAGCCACCUGAAAUGGUUCUAGAUCAAGUCAAAGUUUUUCCAGAAAUUCCUGUUUAUACCAUCUCCUUCAAUUACUAUGAUGAGAUUGCAAAUGAAUUUUUGAAAGAGCUUGCUUCUCUGACUGGAGGAGAAUUCCACUGUUAUAAUUUUGGCUGCAAGAAUUUUUGUCCUCCAGAGACUGUGCAGGAUGAAGACCUGAUGCUUUUAAUUAAGGAAAUGGAGCAGGGACAACGUGACCUGAAGAAGGUACAAAACCUUUAUUCAGAGUCCUUGAUCAUGGACUGGUGGCACAAUGGAGAAAAGGAAGGAGACAAUAAGCAUCAAAAAGAAAUCUGUUCUAUGGCUUCAACCCCAGAAAAAUGUGCAGAACCUCAUUCUGACGUUGAAUCAACUCGAUCAUCCUCCCUAAAUAUAUCAAUAGCAACAGGGGACCUUUCAGAUCAAAAGAUUCAGAAAAAGAAAAUCCUCCAUGCAGAGUCAACCAAAACCAGCUUGCUCAGAAGUCAGAUAUCCACACUCAAGAACUCAACUUGUAAUGAGAGGAAGAAUAACUGGAACACUCCAAGUGAUGAGGAAAUGAGCAUUCUGCUGACAAAUGAGUAUAUAGAUGACAACAUGUUAGAAAAACUGAUUCGAGAAGAAAGUGAAGUUUAUGAUCCAGAUUCUCCAGGCAUGUCUUCAGAAGACUGGCUCAAGAUCCAUGGUUUGGUUGCCAAGAAACUCACCAUCAUGGAUGCUUUAUCAGCAGCAACUGUUCCUCAUUGCCCCACCUAUAUUCCCAUUCUUGGCAAGAAAGUUGUUUCCAAGGUCUUUGAUGAAGUGUUCCCUCUGGCACAUGUGUGCAAAGACACAGAUAAGAUGACUUUAAUUAAUCCCCAUGGAGUCAGAUUUAAUAUCUACAAGCAAAAAGUGGAGCAGGCAAUUAAAUCAUAUGAAAAACGCUUGAAUAAAAUAGUUUGGCGAGCACUAUCUCAAGAGGAAAAAGAAAAGUUGGAUGCAAACAAACCAAUGCGCUAUUUGGAAAAUAAAGCAGCUUUAAACGAAGCAUUAGAGCGGUUGAAUUGGCCCAUUUCGUUGAAAGAGCUGUCAAUGCUGGAAAAUGAAAUCUUGGCUGGGAAAAUGUAUAUCCAGCAGGCCAUGGAACUCCAGGAAGCUGCAAAGAAGGAGAAUUAUUUGAACAAGACACUGGGAGAGCAACAGAAAUCUGAAGGAAAAGCAACGAAGAGAACUAAAUCAAAAAAGUUGGAUCCCCUCAAAGGCCAGCAAGUUAUUGCAAGAUGUGAUGAAAAUGGCUUUUAUUUUCCAGGAGUUGUGAAGAAGUGUGUGAGCCACACCCAUGCACUGGUGAAUUUCAAGUAUGGAGACAUCAAGACUGUGCCCAUCUCUUUCAUCACACCUGUGGGAGGUGCCAUGCCCUGCCCACUGCUCCAGGUUGGAGAUUAUGUGUUUGCCAAAAUUGUAGCACCCAAUGGACUUGAAUUCUAUGUCCCUGCCAUAGUCAUAGCACUUCCAAAUCAGGAUGUGGCUGAAGAUAAAUUCUAUACAGUGUUGAAAUGUAAUAACCGAAGAGAAUUUUGUCCUCGAAGUGCACUUAUUAAAAUCAGCCAAAACAAGUAUGUUCUCUCUUGUUCUCAUAUAAUGUCACCCCCAUUUCAGGAGAAUACAAAAAUAGGUGACAUGGACAAAAAAGACUCUACUUUCAUGAUAUGGCCACUCAAAGAUGCUGACACUGGGGAUUUACAAGAAAACCACAGAAGGAAGAAAAAGAAAUCUACCAAAAGGCUGCCUCUCCAGGAGAGGAUGUCCUCAGACUCAGAUGGACCUUCCCUUGAGACCAGGUCCCAAGAGUCCUAUCCUAAGAAACAUCACAGACCCAGGGUAGAAAGGGUACAACACUGUUUAUCUCAAGAACACCCUGAAUUCUCUCUCAGGAAUAAUGCAUAUGAAACUACUCCCCAGUUUCCUGGCCAGUUUAGGUCCCAAUAUAGAAAAAACUCUAACACCCUUAAGUAAUAUUAACAUCCAUUUCCCCAGAGAAGACCCUCGGCCCCAGGGUCUAGGAGUCAGCCAGCCAUGCCAUUCACACAAACACUAUGGCUGUCACACCUCCACUUCCUGCAUCCCGCCCUGCUCUUGUAGAGCCACCUUCAGCAGCCAAGGAUUGUGGACCUUUGAUAAGAAACCUUAAAGCAUCCUGUACUAAGAAAGGCAGCAUUGCUCCAGGGCUUCCCAGACCUCAACAACAUUGUGGAACUAGCCCCUCUGCUGAGUCUGUUGUAGGUACCUCUGAGCAUGGAACCAGAAUAAAAACUCUUACAUUGGAAACAUUUCAAAAUUA
Molecule: messenger RNA, 4388 nt
Organism: Erinaceus europaeus (western European hedgehog)
Lineage: Eukaryota; Metazoa; Chordata; Mammalia; Eulipotyphla; Erinaceidae
Gene: VWA3B
Product: von Willebrand factor A domain containing 3B
Exons: 28
Coding region: 218-4063 (1281 amino acids)
Source: RefSeq, a predicted model, not a curated record